AUGGGAAGGAAGCUAAGAACGGCGUUGGACUGUCUUCGCCCUGCCUUGGGGCAAAACGUGACCUAUCACCAGCUGAAACAGAAGAUAUGGCACGAUCAGCAUGCUAGGAAUAGCCCAGAGUUGUUGCCAGGGGAUACAGUCUAUGCUCGGAAUUUCAAACCAGGACCAAACUGGGUUCCAGGUGAAGUUUCCCACAGGACAAGUUCGUCGUCUGUGAACCUUCGGCUCUCCGAUGGUAGCACCUGGCAUAGACAUUCCGACUUCGUAAGGGGACCACAAAACAACAGCACUUCGCAGAAUCCUCCUGGAAGUCCUGUGCGUGCGGGGCCAUCCAUGCCUGCGUCACCAAACGCGGACCUGAUUCCCCCUCCUGCGGCACCUGCUGUGUCGAGUCCUGGGCGGGACAACGUCCGUCCACUCCCAGGCGCAAUUGCUAAUGAUGGACCAUCACAAGCGGCUAUGGCGGCACCAUCACCGCCCGUUCCGCGGCGGUCUACUCGUCCACAACGACCAGUUGACCGCUAUCAGCCGUAA
Molecule: messenger RNA, 534 nt
Organism: Ornithodoros turicata
Lineage: Eukaryota; Metazoa; Arthropoda; Arachnida; Ixodida; Argasidae
Product: collagen alpha-1(I) chain-like
Exons: 1
Coding region: 1-534 (177 amino acids)
Source: RefSeq, a predicted model, not a curated record